This is a messenger RNA of Tetrahymena thermophila SB210, 990 nucleotides long. RefSeq lists its product as hypothetical. The record is from RefSeq and is a predicted model, not a curated record. The transcript has 7 exons. NCBI's taxonomy places the organism in Eukaryota, Ciliophora, Oligohymenophorea, Hymenostomatida, Tetrahymenidae.
AUGGCUCAAGCAUGUGAUAAAUAUACUUCUACAGCUCUUAUGGGUAAUUGGUAUGAAGAAAGAUUGGCUCCUAACUAACCCUUUAGAGAAAAUCUUUAAACAAAAACAGUAAGAGAAGAAGAAGCUGCAAUUUCAUUUGCUUCUGAUACUAACAAGUUGAUUCCUCUUUCUAGAGUUAAUAGAAACUUACCUUGGGAUACAAAGGGAGUUAUUGCAGACGAUGGAUUUAAAGAAUUCAGAUCUGUCAACAGAACUUCAUAUGACCCAAUCAAUCUUAAUAACUACUAUAACCUUGGAGAUUGUAGAUAAUUAUACAAACAUUACACAGCUGAAAAGAAAUACCCUGAAAAUAAUCCUACUCAAAUUUAAACUCUUAAAGCUAAUUAGUAUUCUUUGUUGAAUCAAACUAAUUCGCAACAUAUUCAUAAAGAAAGACAAGUACCAAAUAAUGUUUCAGAUUUUGGUUCAACUUUUAAAAAAUUCCCUGAAACUCAUGAAAAAUUCUUUGGCAUGACCACUUACUAGUAAUCUUUUUCCAGACCUUUAAAAGAAACUGCUCACUAGAUUAUUGCUUAAUCUGAGAAAAAGAUUAAUCAUUUUGCUGGUACUAAUGAAAGACCAGUUCAUCAACAGAGCACUAAAAUGACUUCAGUUUUAACAGCAGAAAAAUACAAAAAUGAAUAAGAACCAAAAGAUAAUACAUCAAUUUAAAGAUCUUGGUUGCCUUACAAAGAUAAAGCAUUACAAGUAGCUGAAAAUAACCUUAUAAAAAAUCAAACAUUAAAUCAAACAAAAGGAUUUACACCAUUUAAUCCAUUGAUUACUUAUAAAAAUAAUAUGAGUUAAGUUUAGUAGCAUGACAUAGCUACCAGCUUACCAAUAGGAUCUGGAGAACACUCUGAUUAAAAAAGAACUAAUUAACCAGGAGAAUUUAGACAUGUAAGAACCGAUGUUACUCUAAUUAGAAAUAAACCAGUUACUAAAAGAUGA